CCGAUGAUUAGAUACCUAUCUAUCACACACCGUGCUGCUCUUAUGACUGUACUAUUUCCACUCUCGCUCUAGCACACAGAAGUCCAAUAGAGGGGACGUAAGGAGAUAUUUAUGGACUAUUAAUAAACGACAUUUAACCUCAUUUUUAAAGAUAAUCACCGAAUGAUUGAAACACCGUAGCUUUUUGGAAGUCCGAAGUUUGGCAUUUCGUUAUUGCAGAACGCUUGACUGUCUUUACCGUCGAAAGAAUCGGCGGGUUUUUAAUAUUUUCUUCUGAGAGCGGGCCAAGAAAAUCGGAUUAGAUGGUGCUAAACGGUGAGAUGACGAGUAGUCAGGCUAAACUCGCCGUCGAUGAGGGUGUCGUUGUCAGACGAAAAGCCCCCAAGGUCAUUACCAGGAAUCUGGUCGUCAUCGUUGUCGUCUUGGCACUCCUCACCGUGUCACUUAUAGUAGCUACCGUUGUAAUCGCGUCAGACCGGGAUAACCUUUCUUCAAGAUUACGAUCAUAUACCGGCCACCAAACCUCACCAUGCCCUGAACCGAAGCAAUGUCUCACGCCCUCUUGUGUUAAAGCAGCUGCAUCAUUGAUCGACAACAUGAAGACGGAUGUGGACCCCUGUGAUAACUUCUUCGAGCAUGCGUGCGGAGGAUGGACGGAGAAGAAUAUCAUCCCUGAAUACCGGAGCUCAUUCUCAUCAUUCUCAACGCUGAGGGAGCAACUCCAAGUCACACUCAAAGCUUUAUUCGAGGCAGAGAUACAACCUAGUGAAACGUUAGCAGAGAGGAAAGUGAAAUACUUUUAUUCAGCGUGUAUAGAUACAGAGAGAAUAGAAGAACUCGACGACGCGCCCAUACGCGAUCUCCUUCAUGGUCUCGGUGGAUGGCCGGUCCUCGGAGAUACCUACGGUGGUCGAUGGAAUGAAUCCAACUUCGAUUUCGUCUGGUUGUUGGGAACUCUCGUCAACAAGUAUAGUAACUCCAUGCUCAUCGAGCCGUACGUAGGAGUCGAUGAUAAGAAUGCGUCAAGAUAUGUCCUCCAGAUCGACCAGUCAUCUCUCGGCAUUUCCAGCAGGGAAUAUUUCUUGAACACGGAAAAGUAUCAAAAGGUUCAGGAUGCCUAUCUGAAGCUCAUGGUGACGAUAGCCACGCUACUCGGAGCAGACGCACAAGUAGCCCAGUCAGAUAUGUGGGAUGCAUUCAAUUUCGAGAUAGAACUUGCCAAUUUAACUGUACCUCCCUCAGACAGGAGAGACAGUGAUGCUCUAUAUAAUCCUACAACCCUUACCGGAUUGAUGCAAGACUACCCACAGAUGGAUUGGACAAGAUUCUUUGACAUUGUUUUACCCAACGUGAGCAAACCAUUAGCAGACGAUGAAUUUAUCAACAAUAAAGAGCCAGAGUUCGUCACUGACGUUCUAGCACUCGUCCAAAGGACACCGUUACGAAUCCUGGCCAAUUACAUGAUCUGGAGGAUCACCAAGCUUCGAGUUAUGAACCUCAGCAAACGAUUCCAGGCUCCAAACGACGAGUUUCGCGCCGUCAUGUUCGGCGUGGGAGCAGACGAUGCAAGGUGGCGACUCUGUGUCGACGGCAUCAAUGGCGCCAUGGAUUUCGCCACCGGAAAGAUGUACGUGAAGGAGAAUUUCGCCGGGGAGAGCAAAAACAAUACUCUACGAAUGAUCAAAUAUCUGAAGCGGGCUUUCAAAGAGAUGCUGAAGGAGAAUGAAUGGAUGGAUGACAACACACGAGAGGUCGCGGCAGAGAAGUGCGAUGCUAUGCAAGAGCUUGUCGGAUAUCCGGAUUGGCUUUUUGAUGAAGAAAGGCUGAACGAGGAGUAUGAAGAUCUUGAUUUCAGACUAAACGAUUACUUUGGUAACAUUCUUCGCUACGUCGGCUGGUCGGCUAACGAGAAUCUGAAGAAACUGAGAGAGGAGGUAGAUCGAGAUGGAUGGCUGAUUGGACCCGCAGUAGUUAAUGCAUACUAUCGAUCUAACCAAAUCGUGUUUCCCGCUGCGAUUCUACAGCCGCCAUUUUACCAUUCCGAACUUCCGUGGUAUCUGAAUUUCGGCGGGAUUGGGAUGGUUAUCGGACACGAGAUCACUCACGGCUUCGAUGACAGAGGGAGACGAUAUGACAAGGAUGGAAAUUUAGUUCAGUGGUGGAGUAACAGCUCUAUUGAAGCAUUUAAGGGCAGGGCUGAAUGUAUAGUGGAUCAGUAUUCAGAAUAUGUCAUGCCUGAAAACGAUAUGAAUCUAAAUGGCAAAUUGACGCAAGGAGAAAAUAUAGCAGACAAUGGAGGCCUCAAACAAGCAUUUAGGGCAUAUAAGACAAUAGUAGCAGACACUGGAGAAACACCGCUCACGCUCCCGGGGCUAAACCAGACGCAGGAACAACUAUUUUUCCUCAGCUUUGCACAGGUAUGGUGUAGUUCGUUUCGACCUGAGGGUCUUACGGCAAGAAUAUUAACAGCAUCACAUGCCCCCGGAAGAUACAGAACUAUCGGGCCUGCGCAGAACAUGCCUGAAUUCGCCAAAGUGUUUGGGUGUAAGGACAACGAUUAUAUGGUACCCACUGACACCUGUACGGUAUGGUGAUGACGCAGUCAGGAACGAAGACUACUACUACUACUUCUCAAUCAUUGUCAGGGAAUUAUGACAUCACAAUCAAGCGAGCCUGAUUGAUGACGUAUGAGAUAGGGAAACCAAUCAUCAACGUAUAUGAACAAGCGUAAUCACGGCCCUGUUAUUUCAUAUUUGGUAAAAUAUAAUUUUCAAAAAAAGGCAAAUCAAUGUAAAGGGGUCGCAUUUGGAACUACAAACGAAAGUUUAAUGGAAACUGUAAUAUGUCAUUAUAGCUCAGGAAGUUGUAUACUUACAAGAUGUUAUUGAUAUAGUUAUAAGUAACCCGCAAGUCAGCAUUUCUACAAUGUUAAUGAGCAUGAUAAUAACAGUUAUAAUAAUAAAAAAAUCAGAAUGAUGGUAAUGAAGAUAAUAAUUAUGAUAAUAGUAAAAAUUAUUAUUUAGGAUGAUAAGAAUUAUAGCAGUAAUAGAAAUAGUAUGGUAAAUAUGAUAAUAAUAAUAAAAAUACUAAUGAUAAUGAUGGUAUUAAUAAUAGUAAUAAUGAUAAUAAUAAUGAUAAUAACGACAAUUCUAAGAAUUAUAAUAAUAACAAUUGACAGAAUAUAAUAAAACCAGUAGCAUUAAUGACAACAGUGAUAAUAAUUAUAUGAAUAAUAUUAUAAUUGAUAUUGAUCGGUAUUGGACCCCCUUUUCCUAAAUCCUAGCCCCACCUCUACAGAGUGUAUGUUCACUGAUUAUGUAAGGUAUGUCUUCAAUCGCUUUUUUAAUCGUUCCAAUGAUUGACGAAGAGGGCGUUUUAGAAAAGGGUGAGUUUUUAAACCGCUGCAAAAAUACUGAUUUCAAAAAUAUGAAUAAAAUCUGUAUCAGAGGCUCUUCACUUGUCUUGAAUCAUGCAUUAGGGUCUUAUCAUUUUCAUUUUUUUUAAUGGGAUUUUGUUUUGAACCUCACUUAAGUGUGCACAAUCGUAAGGAAAACAUACAUAUUUUUGUGUUGUUUUAUUUGAUUUGAUUUGACUGAAACAAUGCUCCCCCCUCGGAUAAAAAAAAAACCCCAUUAGUUUAUCAAUAUUGUAUAUAUGCAAGGUCGAGCAACGUGUUUGAUUGUUUUUCAUAUAAUUUUGUGAUUAAAGCUAUUAUACCAAAAUAUGCACUAUGUAAAUUACAAAUAUGAGCAAAUAUGAAUUUAAUGCCGUAUGGAAUACGAUUUUGAUGCUCGAUCGUGAUAUUUUGUCGCAAAUUAAAACUAUUGUUUAGCCCAUUUCCUAUAUUGUAAUCUUUACUUUUUACACCAGAUAUUGUUCAAACAAAAAUUACAUGCCUUGAAAAUCCAAACUUCGUAAAGAUAUAUCAUGUGUGAAAAUCUUGGUUGAUAUACCGAUGAUAUUUUGAAUGAUAUUGAGACGAGAAAGGUACCUGUAUGAUAAUGUUUUUAAAGAAAUAUAAUGAUACACUUUUUUUUGCAGUGCGUGCUCAACUUAAAUAAGUGUUAUAAUUUAAGGAGCAUUUUACGGUUGAAUUUUAUUUGAUAUAUUUUGCUUGAAUUAAAACGUGUAUUGUAUUUUUGGUUAUUAUUAGACUUUCAUUGGUAGAUUUUAGAAAGGCCUAUAAAAGAACUUUAUCAUAUUAGAGAAUUAAUCAAAUUUGUAUCACCAAUGCUGCUUUUAUUAUCAGGAUAAUAUAGGCCAUUGAAGCACUGUGUAUCACCAUGGUUACAAGAUAAUAUUCAAAUCUAUUUACCACUCAUAUUCAUGACUUGGUUGCACCAUAGAGAAGGAAAACGUUCAUAGUGUACACCUAUAGCAAAUUUGUGAUAGAUUUGUUUGUCUUUUGAAUUUUACAUACAUAUUUAUUGUAUCGCUUGGUAUAGUGAUUUCAAUGUAGCACCUUCUGCUGUUUUUGUGGUAUUAUUUAAUUUACGAUUUAAAUGGAAUCUAUUCUGUAUUUCAGCUGAGCACAAGCAUAUUAACAGGUAAAGGUUUUUAAUCAUUUUAGUUUUAUCUAGCCUUGCAGUGAAAUACAAAAACUCCUAGUUCUUUCUGUGUGAGAAGUGGAUUCAAAUCUCUAAAAUACUCGUUGUUGUAGUUUCUCCCGCUUUUUUAUGCGACACCUUAUACUCUCCUUACUGUCAGCACCUAGCUCAGCUAACCAUACUAUCUUCAUUGACGUGUGUAAAUUAUGUACUUUCAAGUUCAAAUUCAGAGAUGUUUUCAUACACUUGUAUAUUUAUAUCAUUUCUUUUGGUAUUAAUAUUAAUUACAAUUAUAUCGUUAUGUAUUAUUGCCUAGUCGGUGAAAUGUUGUGAUUUGAUACUGAAAAAGAAAUUGAUAUUAUAACCGAUAUGACAAAAAUA
Messenger RNA from Strongylocentrotus purpuratus (purple sea urchin), 4928 nucleotides. Its product is annotated as neprilysin-1. The record is from RefSeq and is a predicted model, not a curated record. Lineage: Eukaryota; Metazoa; Echinodermata; Echinoidea; Camarodonta; Strongylocentrotidae. Gene Ontology annotation, molecular function: metalloendopeptidase activity. Gene Ontology annotation, cellular component: plasma membrane. Gene Ontology annotation, biological process: protein processing. Bases 303 to 2594 code for a protein of 763 amino acids. The transcript is spliced from 21 exons.